GUGACAGGAGAGGGGCAGGAGGGAGAGGGAGAAGAAGGAAGGGGAGAAGAGGGGGAGGGGGAAUCACCAGAUAAGAAAGAGAUUAACAACAAAUUAAAAGCGGCGCUGGUUCGAAUGUUUUACCACGCCUUCCUCCACGAGAAUGCCCUCAACCCCAUGGUGUUCCCAAGCCUCGCUCGCUUCGAGACGGAGACCGUUGCCAUGGCAGCGGGGAUGUUGCACGGCAACGAGAGGGUAGUGGGUAGCGUGACGUCAGGCGGGACUGAGAGUAUUCUGAUGGCAGUCAAGACCUACAGGGACAGGGCCCGGGACCUAUGGCCGCACAUCACUCAGCCCGAGAUGGUAGCACCACAGACCAUCCACCCGGCAUUCGAGAAAGCCGCCAGCUACUUCAACGUGACCGUGGUACACGUCCCCCUGAACCCUGACCUCACUCCCAAUAUGGCCGCCUACGAGAAGGCAAUAUCAACCAACACCAUUCUCUUGCUGUGCUCAGCUCCAGAGUACUGCUAUGGAAUGGUGGAUCCAGUCCCCACCAUCUCCGGACUAGCCAUCCGACAUAACCUCCCACUGCACGUCGACGCCUGCUUUGGCGGAUUCAUGCUGCCUUGGGUCGAGAAACUUGGCUAUUCGUUGCCUGAGUUUGACUUUCGGUUGCCGGGGGUAACCUCCAUGUCAGCAGACAUACACAAGUACGGUCUCGGAAUCAAGGGGGCGAGUGUGGUACUGUACCGGGACGAGACUCUGAGGAGGUAUCAGAUAUUUGCCUAUGCCGAGUGGCCUGGUGGGCUCUUUGGGUCACCCAGCAUGGCUGGCAGUAGACCAGGAGGGAUCAUAGCAGCCUCGUGGGCAAUCCUACAAGCCAUGGGUGUGACGGCUACACAGAGAUGGCGCGGAAGUUGAUGGAUGUGACUUUUGCACUCAAACAGGGCAUUGCAGCCAUUCCUGGUUUGAAGGUGUGUGGGUCGCCGGUAAUGACGGCAUUCUCUGUAACGUCAUGUGACAGUCAGGUGUCUAUCUUUGCCGUUGCCGACGUAAUGGAAAAGAACGGUUGGACAAUGGAGCGCCAGAUGGAUAGUCUCCAUUUCUCCAUCCUCCCCUCACACACUCCCGAGAGAGCUCAGCAGCUGCUUUCUGCUCUCAGAGAGGCUGUCACCACUGUCAAGGCAAACCCCGCCCUCUCUCGUACUGGGUCAGCCGGUCUCUACGGCAUGGUUGCUAAGAUACAGACAGGCGGUCGUCAACGACUUCAUCCUGGAAUUCUUAACGAGCUCUACACUCUCUAACUCUGCAUCCCUGUGUGACUCGUUUGUGCAAGAAUGCAAUUAGGUUUCCGUUUUUAGUAACAUUUUCUAAAUUUAGCCUUAUCAAUUACAUUCCCUUUAACGUCAAAUUGUAGUUUAACUCUAAAUUAUCGGGAAAACACGAUACCUCACAACAUUGCUGAAUCACACAUGUAUACACACAGUUUCAGAAGACGUAAGGUGCAUCAUUUGAUGGAUGUGCAUAAGGGGCGAUAUAAAGAGCGGAAGGAAGAGGUAUAAUUAUGGUGUAUAAUAUAAUACAUACAUGACAUAAUGUUGACCACACCUAAGGAACAGUGAGGAUGUUAGGAGGGAAAUCCCCCAACCAGGGGUGUUUUCCUCCCAUAGUUCCAAUUACAUGACGACCUGCAUAUAUAUACAAAUAGUGGCACUAUGCAUGCACAUGAACACGUAACAAACAAGAGUGUGCUAGAAAUUACAAACUUCCACACUGUCCCAUGCUAAACGACACGCCAAUUACUACCUCUUGGUAGAACUGCGUUUGCCUGUAGUGAGAACGACAGUGUACAUGUAUGUAGUGUAUACAUAUGUAUGACCCUAAAUAGUGGAGUUGAGUGUUCAGAAGAUGUGGAUGCAGGGGAUUGCUGGAUCGGCCACUAUAACGUUCCCCUGACCAUCCACGCAGACACUGCUCGGAGAUUUAAACAGCAUUCCCUCGCCACCCAGCUGCUUGACCUUUGCACCCUGCGGAGACACGACAAAGAGGAGGUGUGCCUUGGCCGACGUUACUAGGGAGAAACCCGUCACGGUCGACGGCAACAGACGUGGGGCUGAUUAGAGGGA
Messenger RNA from Geodia barretti, 2108 nucleotides. NCBI's taxonomy places the organism in Eukaryota, Metazoa, Porifera, Demospongiae, Tetractinellida, Geodiidae. The record is from the annotation of a GenBank genome assembly.